AUGCUUCCCGCCGACGCUAUUUCUGCCAGGAUAUCGGACGUGAAGUCUCAAUCCAAAAAGCGUGACAACAAGUCAGAGCAGGGAUCUACCAUGCGUAGUCAAGCUCAAUCUUCCCAUAUUCAGGAACCUCGCAACCACAACAGCAGUCUCAUACCCUCUCCCCUUCUUCGCCUCCCAGCCGAGCUCAGGAUCGCUAUCUACGACUAUGUGUUCGGAGACAUCUUCUACCACUUAAAUGUACACCGCGGCCCUGUCAAGACUUAUUCAUCGUUCAACGCAUGCAACCUGGGUCUCAUAGCUGCCUCUCGCCAACUCCACUCGGAAACACGAUUGCUACCCUACAAAUUAGGCAUAUUCACCUUCCAUGUUGCUAUCCCGGAUCGCUCAGAAGACUAUCAGGAACAGAAGGUCGCUAUCAGCAACAACAUGCAGGUUUACACAAACGGUGUCAAAUACAACCCAUGGACGGUGCUUUAUGGAAUCGCAGUAUGGACACAGGACGAUUGGGAGGUGGCUACAUCAGAGCAGCUGGAGGUGCAGUGGCUAGAUCAAGAGCUCUGGUAG
This is a messenger RNA of Alternaria alternata, 564 nucleotides long. RefSeq lists its product as hypothetical. Bases 1 to 564 code for a protein of 187 amino acids. Lineage: Eukaryota; Fungi; Ascomycota; Dothideomycetes; Pleosporales; Pleosporaceae. The record is from RefSeq and is a predicted model, not a curated record. The transcript has 3 exons.